Zychaea mexicana is the source of this 1339-nucleotide messenger RNA. RefSeq lists its product as uncharacterized. Lineage: Eukaryota; Fungi; Mucoromycota; Mucoromycetes; Mucorales; Lichtheimiaceae. The record is from RefSeq and is a predicted model, not a curated record. The coding region runs from base 72 to 1217 and encodes 381 amino acids. The transcript has 7 exons.
GUUAUACCUAUGUUCUUAGUGUCUUGAAAAAAGUGACAUACAACGAACUGUACGGAAACAACAUUCGUAUUAUGUACGAUGUUGGUUGUAAGCUACGAACUGCUUUAAAGAAAACACCAGAGUUGAAGGACAUCGAAGAUGUUCCCAUUGCAGUCGGUAUCUUCCAUAUUACCGGACACAAUGCUGCUUGCCAAAUUCAAUUCCAUCCUCGUUUGGUAAAAGGCUUUGGCAUGAUCGAUGGCGAGUGGCUCGAGCGAAUGUGGUCAUACCUCAACGGUUUUGUAUCCAUCACACGUACUAUGUCGUCUCUCAACAGGCGACUCACCCUUACUAUUGCGCUCGACUUUUUCGCAAAAGAAAAAAUUGACAACAUUGGUAUCACAAUUCAGCGUAAAGAGCAGCGUGCCAAACAAUUGCUGGACGAUGCUAGAAAGGCCCUCCAAGAAGCAGGGUAUCUUGAUAAACUAGAGAUCUUGCUAGCUAAAUGGGAAGAGCAUAUAGCACUUGCAACUCAGGAACCUACGACCGAAACAGGGCGCAUCAAAAAAAAGGUCGACAACGCGUACGAAAUACUUCGUACAGCUGUUUCUAUCUAUGACAUUAUAGACCAAGCAUUUAAGAUACAAGGAAAUGGCCAUAAUCGCACGCAAAACCUUUCCGACCAAAAGAAGUCUGCCUUGGCAAAGGUUCAAAAAUGCUUGGAUGCCUAUAACAUUGUGGCUAGAAACCAUUCAGUUAUAGGUUUAAGCCCGUUUGAUAACAGCGUUUCCAGCUUACUGGCGAAAAACAGCAAAUUUAGAAAGCACGCCAAUUUGUUAUCAACGAUGGGCGAUGACCUACCCUACGAUGCUCUUCAUGGUUACCUCAGAGCCCAAGAAGAGUUAAAAAUGUUGAGGGAGGAAGCCAUGUCGGUUCUGAAAUACGGAAAAGAGCUCGUUCAUAAGCUCACCGAGGCCACCAAAGGUCCAGAACUGUUUGAUAAUCUGUCGGACGAGGUUCUUGGAAUGGCUGUCAUCUGCAAGCAGAAGCUAGUAGAGGCUGAGCGUUGGAACGUGGAUCAAAAACGCCGGCUUACUCGCAUUGCUGCAGGUCUCCAUUCUGUAGCAAGCAGUGGUAAUGUCAGAGGUGAAGAUGGCGAGGAAGUUGAGGAAGAAGCUGAAGAUGAAGAAUGUGCAGACCUUGCUCAAUUCGAAAACUGGAUUGAAAGCAUCAAUUAGAUGAAAAGCAGCAAAACUCUAUUACUUUAUAGUGCACAGACAACGAGUACAAUCAUGAGAUUGACAAGGUCAUUAUUAUAUGGUGAACAAAACCUUAAUGACAACUGUUCUAUAUAUUUGUC